Messenger RNA from Tigriopus californicus, 5177 nucleotides. RefSeq names its product NFX1-type zinc finger-containing protein 1-like. The coding region runs from base 310 to 5160 and encodes 1616 amino acids. Gene Ontology annotation, molecular function: zinc ion binding; helicase activity. The record is from RefSeq and is a predicted model, not a curated record. Gene Ontology annotation, biological process: regulatory ncRNA-mediated heterochromatin formation. Lineage: Eukaryota; Metazoa; Arthropoda; Copepoda; Harpacticoida; Harpacticidae. Gene Ontology annotation, cellular component: nucleus; nuclear RNA-directed RNA polymerase complex. The transcript has 6 exons.
CCAUUUGAAAAAUUCAAAAGUCACAGUCUUAUGUUUAGCCAACACGUUCUGGCUUAAAUUUCUGUUAGUGUUUUGUUCAUCCUUCAUUUUUCAUGUUCAACGGUCAGACAAGUGACAACUGAGUGAUGGUCCAUCCAGACUUUCCUUUUUCCAACCACUGACUCCACAGAAGGCACAGAAGGAACUUGUUCCAAGAAACAAACAAGGCUUGAAGGAGCUUUCUUUUCAUUUGAUCCAUGUUCCUAUCCCAGGGAACAAGCCGAAAGUAAUGCCUAGAUUCCGUGAGUGUCGCAACAUUUGACAGACAGCAUGGAGGACACGCUUGAUCUUCAGAAAGCCAUCCAGCGAUAUAUCAGGUCGCCGAAUUUGACCAAAGUUGAGAUUCUAAUACAUUUCAAUGCAUCACAUUGGAGCCGAAUCUGGCGAAAUGCUGAUAAUUGGGACACAGUGAAGGUGUUGAUAUCAGUUGUGAAGAAGAUCGUAAAGCUUCAUGGAUUCUUCCCGGAGAUAUCUCGUGACCUAAUCGCCAAAAUUAUCAAUGACAAAUUUGUAGUCGAGAUCAAGGACGCUUUGAACGGAGCCGUGGAUCGGACAGAAUUGAAAGACGUAUUGGAUACAUUACGAGAUGUCGAUGCAAGUGUUGGGCUGGACGACGACACACUUAAAGCUUUGAUGAGGACUGCAGAUGCUAGCUAUGGUCGAGCCGAGAAAACUCCCAAACCUGAGCGCAUCUUUCCUGCUGAUUUUUUAGAAGACACCAUGAAAGAAUUGAAAGCGAACAAAAAAGUCGGCGCUUUUAAGAGUAAAGAAGACUAUGUCAGCAUUCAUCGAGAGCUUCUCAGGCAAGAUUAUCUGAUACCUCUAAAACAAUAUUUGGAUCAGAUGGGAAACAAUCGUUCUACCGCCUGUGCCGACUACGAUCUAGCUUCCAUUGAAAGCUUAGAGAUUCCUGCUCGAAAAUUACUCCUCAAGCUGAAUGUUCCAAAAUUGACGGAGCAACUUCGAAACAAAACAUCAAAAAAGCGCCUCGAAGAAGGGUCAUUGAUUUUUCUGAUACCGGCUGAUGCUUGUCAAAGUCGUCCGUUGUUUGGACUAGUUUGUUUUCCUGCAACGGAGCUUAUCCGAGGCAAGUUAUAUGUGAGCGUGACUUUACUGAAUCCUGAUGACUGGACCAAGAUCAAUCUCAAUAAGAAGUACAAGUUCUUCGAGUACCUGAAACAUUAUGAAACUCACAUUCACCCUAUUCUGUGUUUAGACAAACCAGUGAAUGACCAGUUCGAUGCUACUUUAGUUCACUGUAUUAACAAUGACCAAGGCAUAAGUUGUGAAAGUGGAAGUGACAAUGCGGUAACCAUAAAUGCUUUGCUGAAAAGUGAAACCAAUUCACCUGAGAUCCAAAUCCAUCAUGCUAAAGACUUAGUUAACCAUCUCCAAGAAGCAAGCCCUAUCAACAAGGAAGAUCCACGGCAAUUGAGCAUGGUCGAAUUUCUCGAAUCCUCGUCAAACGCAGAGAACUUCAAAUUGAAUGAUAUUCAAUUGCAAGGAAUUAAAUUUGUCCUCAACAAUAAAUUGUCGCUAAUCCAAGGUGGUCCUGGAACAGGUAAAAGUUUCAUGGGAAAGACUUUGGUCCAUUUCUUCUUGCAAAACGCCUCCUUUUGGUCCAACAGUCCAUCUAAAACCCCGAUUAUUAUCAUGAGCUAUACCAAUCGUGCGUUGGAUUCAUUCCUCGAGGAUGUCUUGCCUUUCACACAAAAAGUGAUCCGAUUAGGAAGUCAAUUCAAGUCCAGUCAAUUGGAACAAUACUCGUUGAAUGAGAUUCUUGCCGUGACGAGAAAUUCCAGGCAUCCGAAUUUCAUCUUUGUCGAAAAGGAUUUGAUAUCGCAAUUGUCGGAUUUAAAGGCCAAGCUGCAAAACGAAAUCGAAAUGCUAAAUAACAGUUUAAACAUCUUAAACUUUUCCGAUGAAAGAUAUGUGCGAAAGAAUGGAAUCCUGUUAGUCCCAGGUAUGAAAAUUAACUGGAAAAAUGACGAAAUACGUAAAUGGAUGAACGGUGAUACAUCGGAUGAAAUGGUUAUCGAUCAACCCCAUUGGGAAAUACCCAUUUCAGAAAGAAUGCCUCUUGUAUUCUCUGCUCAAACCUUAUUUCAAGCCGGAAUCCAGGAAGAAGUGGCCAAUCAAACAAAACUCAUCUUAAGUCUUAAACGCAAAAUAGAGGAAAUCCAAACUUUGGAAAGUAUUGAGGUUCUGAAGAAAGCAGACGUGAUUGGGGUCACCGUGAUUGGAGCAAUAAAGUUCAAGAAGAUGUUGGAGUUCAUUAACAACCGAAUCGUCGUCAUUGAAGAGGCUGGCCAGAUCCUGGAAUCACAAGUUUUGGCAGCCUUGCCCUCGUCUUGUACACAAUUGGUGAUGAUUGGUGAUCAUCAACAACUGAAACCAAUCACCACCACUUAUGAGCUGACCAAGAAAUACAGCAUGAACGUUUCCAUGUUUGAGCGGCUCAUCAACAAUAAGAUUCCGUUCGUGGAAUUGCAGGAGCAAUGUCGAAUGCGAUCUGAAAUUUCCAACCUUGUUUCCAACAUUUUCUAUUCAAAUGUGAGAGAUCACCGAAGUUGUCAUACCUUACCCGAUGUGAAGGGCGUUUCCUCAAAUUUGUUGUUCUUCUCCCACCAAGAACGAGAAUCCGAGGACCCGAAUGCCGUCACAAGCAAAUCUAACGAAUACGAAGCUGCCUUUGCAUUAGGCAUCGCUUCCUACCUCUGCAGUUUUCACGAUCCAACCCAAAUCACUGUCCUCUCUACGUACACGGGCCAAUUUGAAGUUUUGAAUCAUCUAGUGAACGUGCGAUUUCCCAAAUGUCGUGAUAUCAAAUUGGCUGUGGUAGACAAUUACCAAGGUCAGGAGAACGACAUCGUCAUUUUGUCAUUGGUCCGGGGUGGUGCGGAAUCGAUUGGAUUUCUCAAGGAAUCCAACCGAGUGUGUGUAGCGUUAACCCGAGCUCGAUUGGGUCUCUUUGUCAUUGGACAUGUCGAUAGUUUGACCCAGAAAUCCCCGCUCUGGCGUCGAGUGGUCGACCAUUUUCGAGGUGAAAAUCGCCUGGUCAGCAAAUUCCCAUUGGUCUGUCCUAGCCAUAAAUCUUCCAAAAUAGAAAUGACCGAUGUGGAGCAAUUUGAAAGGGCUACCAAAAACCACUGGUGCCAAGAAAAAUGCGCAAUGGAAUUACUGUGCUCUCACAUUUGUCCCGAGGUUUGUCAUUUGGAGGAUAAGAGUCACAAAUCUCGGUUUUCCUGCCAAUCACCGUGUUUAAAACAUUGCUCCGAAGGGCAUCUUUGCCUCAAGCCUUGUUCAGCCACUUGCUUUCCUUGUCAAGAACAAGAGAGUGUGCGAUUCGAACCUUGCGGUCAUGUGGCUCUGGCUCCAUGUGCCUCUUUGCGACUUCCUCGAACUUGCUCAGUUGAAACGAAGAUAGUCUUGCCUUGUGGACAUGAAAAUAACGGCAAAUGUGGCGAUCACGAGCGUAUUUGCGACGCUGCUUGUGAAAUUGAACUCCCGUGUGGUCAUCUCUGUCAAAGAACAUGCCAUUUGAGUACCGAUCCCCAAGAUCAUACAAGGCAAUGUCAGGAACCAUGUGCUAUGCUCAAGAAGGAUUGUCAGGCACAUCAUCCUUGUGAAAAAGCGUGUUUUCAAACUUGCGAACCGUGUGACGUCCCUGUAUCCAUCGAUCUUCCAUGCGGUCAUCCAAAUUCGGAUCUUGUAUGUUCUACGAAUCUUGACGAGUUCGAUUGCAUGUCCAAGUGCAAUCGGAUGCUGAUAUGUGGCCAUCAUUGUCGACAAUUUUGCUACGAGUGCAGGAAUGGUUGUGGUCCCUGUCCAAGUGCGAGAAUCGUGCAUUUAGCCUGUGGACAUUCUGAGAAAGUAAGCUGUUCCCAACUGAAAUCCCAUAAAUGCUCUCAACCUUGUAGCCGAAUUAUGCCCUGUGGACAUCCUUGCCCUUUACAGUGUGGGGAUAUUUGUUCUCAAGCUCAAUGCCAAGUAGUCGUCUCAAGUUCUACGAGCUUAAACCUGAAAAUUGCUGCAUGUUCACAUUCAACAAAGACUCCGUGUUAUCUUUUGAACUCGACCACUCCUAAAUUUGGUGGCGAUGCCCAAACAUUAUUGCCUUGUUUGGAAAUUUGCUCCGAAGUUUUGGAUUGUGGGCACACUUGCCUUUGGAAAUGUGAGGACUGCUCUGGCGGAAAGCUUCAUUUUCCAUGUUUGGACCGAUGUUCUAGGUCUCUGAUCUGCGGCCAUAUCUGCGAAUCUACUUGUGGCGUGCCUUGUCCUCCUUGUAGGAAAAAAUGUGAGAUUCGUUGCGCUCACCAAGCUUGCCGGUCCAAAUGUGGAGACCCCUGUUCCAAUUUUUGUAAGGUGAAAUGCGAGGCACAUUGUGCUCACGGCCAAUGCAAAAAGAAGUGCUCUGCGAUUGAUGGGCACCUCAUUUGCAAUGAACAAUGUCAGAAAAGAAUGAAAUGUGGUCAUUUCUGCUCGGGAUUUUGUAGGGAAGAAUGCCCAAAAGAGUGUCUGCAAUGCCAAUCCGGACAAAUUCAAAAGUUGUGCGUUCUACCGUGUGGACACACAAUUUGUGUGGAUCGUAUAUCAAGUGAAGGAGAAAUAGUGACACUCCCAAAAUGUGAGAUUUGCUCAAGGGUGAUCGGUCACCACCACAGAUUUCAACCAAUAUUGGCUUAUUGGAAGAAUCGAAUCUGCAAUGCUAUGGACAGGAUAUUUCAAUUCAAUACAAGUGCAUCAAAACUCAAAACCUUGGCGGAAGAAACCGUGGCCACCAUCGAUGAUAAAGAGAUUCGAGCCAAUGUGGAAAAACGCUUGAAGAAUCCCAAGAACCCCUGGACAGCCAUCGACUUGACCGUUUUAGUUUACAAGCUCAAAGUCUUGAACGAAUGCCCAAAUUCUGAAGCCGCUUUCCGCAAGGAAACUGCCAAAAAACUAAUGAAAUUCGGAGCCUGUCGGGAAGAGUUCUUUCUUCGACUGCUAGAUUAUUUGCAUCAAUUUAACAUAUCUACGGACGUUUGCCUGAACGUCCAGUUUUUUUCGUUUGAAAACGGUGCUUGGCUCGUGAGGAAAGACGGAGAAACAAUUGAAGUCGACUACUCUGUUCCCAAAUAAGAUAUUUAUGAAACUCU